Hirundo rustica (Barn swallow) is the source of this 1485-nucleotide messenger RNA. Its product is annotated as V-set and immunoglobulin domain-containing protein 4-like. The transcript has 9 exons. The record is from RefSeq and is a predicted model, not a curated record. Lineage: Eukaryota; Metazoa; Chordata; Aves; Passeriformes; Hirundinidae. The coding region runs from base 41 to 1255 and encodes 404 amino acids. Gene Ontology annotation, biological process: negative regulation of T cell proliferation; negative regulation of complement activation, alternative pathway; negative regulation of macrophage activation. Gene Ontology annotation, molecular function: complement component C3b binding.
CAGUCUGGCUGGAGAGGGAGCAGCUUUGUCCCCAGGAAAGAUGGGAAUGGUGCUGCGAGCAGCCGUGCUCGUGAGUUCCCUUCUCCACUGCAGCGCUUUUCUGGACCUGAAUGGCCCUGGUGAGAUCAAAGGUAUCUGGAAGGACUCUGUCACUCUGCCUUGUGCCUAUGUGCCUGUGGAGGAGCUUGUGCAGGAAACCCUCGCCUGGACUGUGGUACAUGACAAGGAUUCACUCACCAUUUUUCGGAGGGAUGGCUUUGGUGACCACGUCCUCCUGUCUGAGUACAGGGACAGAGUCAGCGUCCCAAAGGAUGCCCCAGGAAAUGUGUCUCUCCUCAUCCUGAACCUGGAGAUCUCUGACAGAGGAACCUACACCUGCCAGGUCACCUGGAGAGACAGCAACAACAGCCUGAUAGCAAAGGAGAUCACCACCAAAUUGGAGGUUGUUAAAGUGGCAGCCACCAAGCCCAUCAUCAGAGCUGGAGAGCUGGGGCUGACGGUGCCCGCCGGAGCCAGCACCAGCCUGACCUGCGAGGCCCGCGGCUCCCCUCCCAUCAGCUACCGCUGGUUCCGGGGCGCCCCGGCGGGCGACGCCGUGCUCCUGAGCAGCGGGGCCGAGCUGGCGUGGCGCAGCCUGCGGCCCUCGGACGGCGGCACGUACUUCUGCGAGGCGCAGAACAGGGCCGGCGGCGGGGCCGUGCGGCGCAGCGAUGCCGUGGGGCUGACCGUGACAGGUCUGCCCACAACAACAGCGGCCUUGUGGACGAGUGUGGGAACUAUGGGGGCACACAAUUCAACCACAGGAAAAAAUCAAACAGAGCUGGUGUCCAGAGGUACUUCAGAAAUCCCAUGGAUUCCACAGGACCCCACCACUACUGCAGCAACAACUUUUGAGAGUGGUGUGGGAUAUCCAGGGAAGAAUGAAACAACUCAUGAUUUCCAGAGGACUGGCUUGUCCCUGUUCGUGGUCAUCCUGAUUGCUGUGGGGUGUGGUGCUGUGGUUUUCCUUGUCAUCUCUCUCAUCAUUUGCAUUAGAAAGCCCAAAGAAGCUCAAGCCUAUGAUGUAAAAUUCCACAACUCGAGAGCAGCAGCUUCUUCAAGCACAGGUCACUAUGAGGAACCCAUCUCUUCCACUGAAAACCACUAUGUGACAGAGCUUGGGAGAAACAAAACCUCUGAAGAAGUAAAUAAGAAUGUGUCUGACAAUGUUGCAAACCUCCAGGAAUCUGAGUAUGAAGUAGGGGACAUUUCCUGAGAACCAACAAUGCUCUGCAGAUACCAGUCAUGAGAAGCACCUUUACCCAGACAAAAUAAAUACUUCUUUUCAAUUUUGCCCGUGACAAAUAGGUUGGACAAGCAGUGGUUGCUCUCCCUUCACAAUCCCUGCAAUGAAAAUGCAUCCCUCAUCAGGAACUUCAGUUACAGACUGCUGUGUAUAACUUCUGAUUCUGUAUUCCUUGAUUCCCUCUCACUACCUCUAUCCAA